AGGCUCCCCGGAGCGGGCUCCCGGCCUCCGGUCCCCGCCUUUGUGUCUGGGGUUCGGACGAGGGAGGCGGCAGGAGGCGCGGACGGCGUGCCGGCGGAGUGGCUUGGCGGGGUGGCAGCGAGGGUCCCGCCACCAGUCCCUUGUCCCCGCCGGCCGCCCACUGUCUGCAGAGGGCAGACUGAGAAACACAGGAAGAGGAGGAUGGUGGGCGUCAGAGCAGAAAGGGAGGACGAGCCAAUGAUUGGGGCACAUCUGCGGGCUCAAGGCCGCUCACCUGAACCAGCGGCUUCCCUUGGCCACAGGCUCACAGGUGCUGAAAGUCUCCUCUAGAGCUCUGGAAGGCUGAAUGGACUAAACAUGAAGAGCUUGAAAGCCAAGUUCAGGAAGAGUGACACCAACGAGUGGAACAAGAAUGAUGACCGGCUGCUGCAGGCCGUGGAGAACGGAGAUGCGGAGAAGGUGGCCUCGCUGCUGGGCAAGAAGGGGGCCAGCGCCACCAAACAUGACAGCGAGGGCAAGACCGCUUUUCAUCUUGCUGCUACAAAAGGACACGUGGAAUGCCUCAGGGUCAUGGUUACACAUGGCGUGGAUGUGACAGCCCAAGAUACUGCCGGACACAGUGCUUUGCACCUUGCAGCCAAGAACAGCCACCAUGAAUGCAUCAAGAAGCUCCUUCAGUCUAAAUGCCCAGCCGAAAGUAUCGACAGCUCUGGGAAAACAGCUUUACAUUAUGCAGCUGCACAGGGCUGCCUUCAAGCUGUGCAGGUUCUUUGCGAGCACAAAAGCCCCAUAAACCUCAAGGAUUUGGAUGGGAAUAUACCACUGCUUCUUGCAGUACAAAAUGGCCACAGUGAGGUCUGUCGCUUUCUCCUGGAUCAUGGAGCAGAUGUAAAUUCCAGAGACAAAAAUGGAAGAACUGCUCUCAUGCUGGCUUGUGAGAUUGGCAGCUCUAACACUGUGGAAGCCUUAACUAAAAAGGGUGCAGACCUAAACCUUGUAGAUUCUCUUGGACACAAUGCCUUACAUUAUUCCAAACUCUCAGAAAAUGCAGGAAUUCAAAGCCUUCUAUUAUCAAAAAUCUCUCAGGAUGCUGAUUCAAAGACACCAACAAAACCAAAGCAGCAUGAUCAAGUCUCUAAAAUAAGCUCAGAGAGAAGUGGAACUCCAAAAAAACGCAAAGCUCCACCACCUCCUAUCAGUCCUACCCAGUUGAGUGAUGUGUCUUCCCCAAGAUCAAUAACUUCAACACCACUUUCAGGAAAGGAAUCAGUAUUUUUUGCUGAACCACCCUUCAAGCAGGCUGAGAUCAGUUCUAUACGGGAAAACAAAGACAGACUAAGUGACAGUACUACGGGUGCUGAUAGCUUAUUGGAUAUAAGUUCUGAAGCUGACCAACAAGAUCUUCUUGUCCUACUGCAAGCAAAAGUUGCUUCUCUUACCUUACACAAUAAGGAAUUACAAGAUAAAUUACAGGCCAAAACACCCAGGGAGGCGGAAGCAGACCUGAGCUUUGACUUUUGCCAUUCUGCUGAAACUGACUUGGCCCCAUCCCUGGGCAAACCUAGUGAAACCCCUCCCCCAGACUCCAAACCAUCUCCAUCUGUCUUAACACAUUCCUUGAGUAAAUCCACUAUCGACAGCGAUGUCAGAAUCCAGCAACUACAGGAGAUUUUACACGACUUGCAGAAGAAAUUGGAGAGCUCUGAAGCAGAGAGGAAACAGCUGCAGGCCGAGCUCCAGGCCAGAAGGACAGAGUCGGUGUGCUUAAACAACUCGGAGAUUUCAGAGAACGGCUCCGACCUCAGCCAGAAACUUAAGGAAACUCAGAGCAAGUACGAGGAAGCUAUGAAAGAAGUCCUGAGUGUGCAGAAGCAGAUGAAACUGGGCCUGGUCUCACCGGAAGGCAUGGAUACUGACUCGGGCCUCCGCGAGCUGAGGAUCACCGAGGAGGAAAUAGACGUGCUAAAGCGGGAUCUCCAGAACGCACUGGAAGAAAGUGAACGAAAUAAAGAGAAAGUGAGAGAGUUGGAGGAAAAGCUUGUAGAGAGGGAGAGAGGGGUGGUUAUUAAGCCACCUGGGGAAGAGUACGAGGAAAUGAAAAGCUCAUAUUGCUCGGUGAUUGAGAAUAUGAAUAAGGAGAAGGCAUUUUUGUUUGAGAAAUACCAAGAGGCCCAAGAAGAAAUCAUGAAAUUAAAAGAUACACUGAAAAAUCAGAUGACCCAGGAGGCGGGUGAUGGAGCUGGGGACAUGAAAGAGGCCAUGAACAGGAUGAUAGAUGAACUCAACAAGCAGGUGAGUGAGCUGUCCCAGCUAUACAAAGAGGCCCAGGCCGAGCUGGAGGAUUACAGGAAGAGGAAAUCUCUAGAAGACGUCACAGCUGAAUAUAUCCAUAAAGCAGAGCACGAGAAGCUGAUGCAAGUGACCAACAUAUCCAGAGCGAAGGCUGAAGAGGCACUGUCUGAAAUGAAGUCACAGUAUUCCAAAGUGCUGAAUGAGCUGACCCAGCUCAAGCAGUUGGUAGAUGCACAGAAAGAGAACUCUGUCUCCAUGACGGAGCAUCUGCAAGUGAUAACCACGCUGCGGACCGCUGCCAAAGAGAUGGAGGAAAAACUAGGCAGUCUUAAAGAGCACCUUGCGAGCAAGGAAGGAGAGGUGGCAAAGCUGGAGAAGCAACUCCUAGAGGAGAAGGCGGCCGUGACCGACGCGAUGGUGCCCAGGUCCGCCUAUGAGAAGCUCCAGUCGUCUUUGGAAAGCGAAGUGAGUGUGUUGGCCUCAAAAUUAAAGGAUUCCGUGAAAGAGAAAGAGAAGGCCCAUUCAGAGGUUGCCCAGAUUAGAAGUGAGGUCUCACAAAUGAAAAGGGAAAGGGAAAACAUUCAGACUCUCUUGAAAUCCAAAGAGCAGGAAGUAAAUGAACUUCUGCAAAAAUGCCAGCACGCUCAGGAAGAGCUUGCAGAAAUGAAGAGAGAUUCUGAAAGCUCUUCAAAACUGGAAGAGGAUAAAGACAAGAAGAUAAACGAGAUGUCGAAGGAAGUCGCCAAGUUGAAGGAGGCCCUGAACAGCCUCUCGCAGCUCUCCUACUCCACGAGCUCGUCCAAGAGGCAGAGCCAGCAGCUGGAGGCGCUGCAGCAGCAGGUCAAGCAGCUGCAGCAGCAGCUGGCUGAGUGCAAGAAACAACACCAGGAAGUGAUAUCAGUUUACAGAAUGCACCUUCUGUACGCUGUGCAGGGCCAGAUGGAUGAAGAUGUCCAAAAAGUACUGAAGCAAAUCCUCACCAUGUGUAAGAACCAGUCCCAGAAGAAGUAAAGCAGGACACUGGCCCCUUGUUGUCCACCUCAUGUUAGAUCCGGAGUUGCUGGCAACCACUGCCAUUGUUCUCUUUCGUGGCAUCACUGUGACCCUUGUAAUAGAGCUUCUUCCCUUUCCAGAGGCUUCUUUCUGAGGAUGGGUCCCAGGAGAAGACUGUCCUCCUCAGAACCGCUUAGAAACUUCAAAGCAGCAGGGGUGAAAGAUGCUGUCAUCCCUUCUGAUUCCAGAGCUGGGAUCGUCCACGCUCAGGAGUCAGGUCCCUAUGCUGGUGGCCGGCAUCCUCCUUGGCACCUGCCCAGCUGAGGGACUUCAUCACUGAGUGACACAAGGAUGCGCCACGCAGCCGUGCUUCCGUUCCUACGCUCAGGCUGUGCCGCUCAGCGCAGCAGUGUUCUUUUUGCCUUUGGUUUCCUAUCCCUAAAACAUGACUUAAUUUCUAACCAAAUUAGUAUGGCACUAGUUAUGAGCUGCAUGCUUUAGACCCUUUAUCGUGAUAUCUUGUGGAUUUAAAAACGCUAAUUCCAUCUCUUUUUUUCCCCAUCUGCCUUAUAUUUCUCACCGCCCUGCUUAUCAAUCUUAUAGUUUGAUGAGCACUGUUAACUUAAAUAUGAAGUUUUAAAACAAAAGCAAAUUGUCCUUAAAAGUUCUUUUUAAGUAGAUCGCUGACACAUUGCAAAUUUUCUAUGCAAACUUGCCUCCUGCUGUUUGUUAUGCACGAAGCUCAGGAAAUCCAAACAUUUGUGUUCAACAAGGGAUAGUAAAUUGCGUGUUUACAGCCAAAAGAAAUGCCUCAUAGUUUCUAACCUCAAUUUUUUAAAAGUGUUCUUUUUCCUCUACAAUAUUUUUAUUGGCUCUUUAAGGUGUUUUCAUAUCUAAAUCCCUAAGUAAGUGAAAUUUACAUUAGACUAUAUCAGCAAAAUAUUUUUUAGGUAAUCAUGUUUAAGACUUUAAAAAGUAUUUAACUUUUUCCUCCAGGUUUUCAGCUACAGCAGGAGGUGGUUCUGUAUUCCAAACUCAAAAUGAGCUGCCACCAACACCCCUAGACUUCCUGCCAUCGUGUUCUCAGAACUGUAGCACGUCUCUGAAUAUAGUAAAUCCUCUUUUACCCAUUGAAUAUUUUUGAAUGCCCCAACUCUACCAGCACCUGUAAAUUAUCUCUGGAAGGGCUGUUAGUACCAACGAGUUUUUCAACUUUGAAGCAAAAAAUUCUGGUAAACAUUAUGGUGCCUAGCUGAGGUCUUGGGAGAAAACAUUCCUGUUCACUUUACUUUCAGGUUAACUUGCUUGCAGCUUCCCUUACAGCCUUGAUCUUAUUGAGAGAUGUAAACUGAAUACGGAAAUCUCUAAAGUAUAGAACUGAAAGCAUAGGCCAGCUCCGAAAGGGCCGCCUGGGCUCAGAGGUCACUUGGUAGCACUGUGUUGGAUGAGGACCAACGACAGCAAAGCAACACCGGCUUUCGAGCCUGGUGUUACCUUUCUUAAGUUGUUUAUAGUUCGGCAAUUUCAAACACGCUCCAAAGAAAAAUGUGAAAGGACUUUCUGUCACAGCACUUAAGAAAACACAAGACCACCCCCCUCCCACCUCCACACAGAAAUGCUGCAGAGUGUAAAACUUGAGAAAUUUUGUAGGACGCCAGACAAAGUGUAGCCUUUUAUCUUGUUUCAGGAUGCAUAUUUAUUACAAGUACUCUGGUUAAAUAUUGAAAAGUUACAUGCUGUAGUUUAGCAUUUUUGCCUUUGUAAUUUACAGAAAGUAUUGCAGAAAAUAAACUUUUGUUUCAUUUUG
Messenger RNA from Balaenoptera ricei (Rice's whale), 5092 nucleotides. RefSeq names its product retinoic acid induced 14 (gene RAI14). The transcript has 19 exons. The record is from RefSeq and is a predicted model, not a curated record. Gene Ontology annotation, molecular function: actin binding. Bases 358 to 3303 code for a protein of 981 amino acids. Lineage: Eukaryota; Metazoa; Chordata; Mammalia; Artiodactyla; Balaenopteridae.